GUUUAUUGGAACCAUCAUCAUUAGAGUUGAUGCAUUUCGCCAUUGACGAAGUCGUAAUUAGAGUUAUUAGUCGUCGUAAUUGGAGUCGUUUUGGGGGUCGUUGUAUUGGUGUUUUCGAUACCUUACGGGAAACUAAAGUGUUUAGGUUCUAUGGGAAUUAUGGUCGCAAGGCUGAAAAGGAAUUGAUAGAAAGGCACC
Molecule: messenger RNA, 198 nt
Organism: Ambispora leptoticha
Lineage: Eukaryota; Fungi; Glomeromycota; Glomeromycetes; Archaeosporales; Ambisporaceae
Source: the annotation of a GenBank genome assembly